This is a messenger RNA of Amaranthus tricolor (Joseph's coat), 1528 nucleotides long. Its product is annotated as DNA-(apurinic or apyrimidinic site) endonuclease. Bases 156 to 1241 code for a protein of 361 amino acids. The transcript is spliced from 9 exons. Gene Ontology annotation, biological process: base-excision repair. The record is from RefSeq and is a predicted model, not a curated record. Lineage: Eukaryota; Viridiplantae; Streptophyta; Magnoliopsida; Caryophyllales; Amaranthaceae. Gene Ontology annotation, cellular component: nucleus. Gene Ontology annotation, molecular function: DNA-(apurinic or apyrimidinic site) endonuclease activity; double-stranded DNA 3'-5' DNA exonuclease activity; phosphoric diester hydrolase activity.
AUGGUGAUAUGAGAUAAUAAUUUUGCACUUGCCUCUAAAUCUAAUACACACGCCCUUGGUAUUAAAAAUACCUCAAGCACAACCAAGUUCCAGUGCCAAUUCCGGAGUCCACACUUGACAGUUGACACUUGAGAGCAGCAAAGGGAAAGACGAAGAUGUCUCUGAAACGAUUUUUCCAACCGAUACAGAAAGAUGGUUCUUCCAAGAAACCUGCUCUCUCAACCAAUUCAUACGAUGACGAUGGUGGAACACAAUCUGAAACUAAUGAGCCCUUAAAAUUCAUGACUUGGAACGCUAACAGUUUGCUUCUUCGUGCCAAGAAUAAUUGGCCCGAAUUUUCUAAACUUGUUACUUCUUUUGAUCCUGAUAUUAUUGCUAUCCAGGAAGUAAGGAUGCCUGCUGCUGGUUCGAAGGGCGCACCAAAAAACCAAGGAGAGCUAAAAGAUGAUACAAAUGCUUCACGCGAAGAAAAGCAGGUAGUGAUGCGUGCCCUCUCAAGUCCUCCAUUUGGGAAUUAUCGUGUAUGGUGGUCUCUUGCAGAUUCUAAGUAUGCGGGAACAGCAUUGCUUGUGAAGAAGUGCUUCAAGCCAAAGAAGAUCUCGUUCUCUCUUGACACUGCAGUGAAAAAGCAUGAACCUGAUGGCCGUUUGAUAUUAGCUGAAUUUGAUUCAUUGCGCUUUUUGAAUACAUAUGUGCCUAACAAUGGCUGGAAAGAGGAGGAAUCCUCGUUUGUAAGGAGACGAAAAUGGGAUAAGAAGAUGCUAGAACUUGUUCUGCAGUUAUCUGAUAAGCCACUUAUCUGGUCUGGUGAUUUAAAUGUGAGUCAUGAAGACAUUGAUGUAAGUCAUCCAGAAUUCUUUGCUUCAGCAAAAAUGAAUGGGUAUAUUCCUCCAAAUAAAGAGGAUUGCGGGCAACCUGGGUUUACUAUAUCUGAAAGGAAACGGUUUGGUGCCAUCAUGAAAGAGGGAAACCUAAUAGAUGCCUACAGAUUUCUACACACGGAGAAGGAUAUGGAGUGCGGCUUCUCAUGGUCAGGAAACCCGGUUGGAAAGUAUCGAGGUAAAAGGAUGAGGAUAGAUUACUUUUUAGUGUCGGAAAAGCUCAAGGACCGAAUAGUCUCCUGCAAGAUGCACGGGCAUGGCAUUGAGUUGGAAGGUUUCUGCGGAAGCGAUCAUUGCCCGGUGUCUCUUGAGCUUGCACCAAGUUCAACUAGUCCAAAUCUGGAUGAAGCUCCUAAUUGACAUUCUGAGAUAUAUAAUGCCUUAUUUGAUGCAGAUUGAGAAGUACAGUUCAAGGAAGUAGUGCUACUAUUUUUAACUGGAAAGUCGGUUCAGUGAUUUUCUAAUUUUUGAACCCAUAUUCAUCUUCCGGUGUUUGUAUUAGUCAUUAACAUUUCAUAUAGAAUUAGUUCUCUCAUCUGAGCUAACCCAUUGCUGGAGUACUCUUUCACUCUAUGUUGCCCAAUAGUUUUCGAGCGGAAUAUUAAGUUGAUGAUAAUUUGCUAUUUUCUAUCUAUCUAUCUAUUUGU